ACUACUAUUUAUUUUUCUCUUUUGGCUAGUGAGAGAGUAUCUGGUGGGUUUCGAGCUGUGAUUUAGCUGUCUUCUCUCUCAUCACUUUCACACGCUCCUCCAAAAUCCCUAGAAAAAUCCCUUCCUUCACAGUUCACAAUCUCAAAACCCCCCUCAUUCCAUCCACACCCACACCCACAUUUUCAAAAACACUUUAAUCCAUCAUCCUCAUUUCUUCUUCUCCCUUUUUUUUUUUUGUUAUAUACAAAGUUUAUCGAAACAUUUUACUAAUUAUUAUCAUUAUAUAAUUCAUGUAUCAUCAGAUAGAUGUCUAAUUUGCUGUUGAAAUGAAGAAGAGCAUCUUAUCUGUAUUUUUAGUAGUUGUGGUGCUAGCAGUGUUUUCAUUUGGUGGUCUUGUCUCGUGUGUUUCCGAUAUUAAUGAUGUGAGUGUUUCUGGUGGGUUGACCGACAAUGAAGCACUCCAACGACGACAGCUUUUGUAUUAUCUAGACGAGUUUGGUGACCGGGGAGAAAAUGUUACAGUAGAUCCUAGUUUGGUUUUUGAAAACCUCAGGAUUAGAAAUGCUUACAUUGCUUUACAAGCAUGGAAGCAAGCUAUCCUCUCAGAUCCGAACAAUCUGACUACAGAUUGGGUCGGAUCUGAUGUUUGUAGCUAUACCGGGGUGUUUUGCGCCCCGGCUCCUGAUAACCGGUCCGAAAGAACCGUGGCCGGUAUCGACCUUAAUCAUGGUGACAUUGCCGGUUAUUUGCCUGAAGAAUUAGGCUUGUUAACCGAUCUGGCUUUGUUUCAUAUCAAUUCCAACCGGUUUUGUGGCACUAUUCCGAAAAAGUUUAAAAAACUGAAGAUAUUGUUUGAGCUUGAUAUCAGUAACAACCGGUUUGCUGGUAAAUUUCCUCAUGUUGUGUUAAAGUUACCCAAAUUAAAGUUUUUAGAUCUGCGGUUUAAUGAGUUUGAAGGGAGUGUGCCUAAGGAGUUAUUUGAUAAAGAUUUGGAUGCUAUUUUUAUUAAUCAUAACAGGUUUAGGUUCGAGUUACCGGAUAAUUUCGGCAAUUCACCGGUUUCUGUUAUAGUGUUGGCGAAUAACCGGUUUCAUGGGUGUUUGCCAGCGAGUAUUGGGAACAUGUCCGACACUUUGAAUGAGAUAAUUAUGAUGAAUAAUGGGUUAAGGUCGUGUGUUCCGGAUGAAAUUGGGAUGUUGAAUAAUGUAACGGUGUUUGAUGUUAGUUUUAAUGAGCUCAUGGGUCCGUUGCCAGAGAGUAUUUCGGGCAUGGUUAGUGUGGAACAGCUGAAUGUGGCCCAUAACUACUUGACGGGGACUAUACCCGAAAGUAUUUGCAAGUUGCCGCGGUUGGAGAACUUCACGUUUUCGGAUAAUUUCUUCACUGGUGAACCGCCGGUUUGUUUGAGUUUAAGUGCGUUUGAUGAUCGACGGAAUUGCUUGCCUUCUAGGCCGGCUCAGCGGUCGCCUAAUCAGUGUAAGCUUAUGGCUUCCAAGAAGAUACAUUGUAGUGCAUUUAGGUGUGCUCCGUUUGUUCCAUCAAUCCCUCCACCUCCACCGCCUGUCCCCGUGCCUUCACCGCCUAUUGUUACCCCUUCGCCACCUGUUGUGAUACCAUCUUCGCCUCCACCACCUGUUUAUACACCACCGUUUCCUUCGCCACCACCCCCAUCUCCACCGCCACCACCUCCUCCUGUUUAUUCGCCUCCACCGCCUCCACCAUCUCCCCCACCUCCAGUUUACUCUCCCCCUCCGCCCCCACCGUCACCUCCACCACCUGUAUACUCGCCCCCACCACCACCUCCUCCACCACCACCUGUAUAUUCGCCUCCACCUCCCCCACCGCCUCCUCCACCCUCACCACCACCACCUGUAUAUUCGCCCCCACCGCCUCCACCCUCACCACCACCACCUGUAUAUUCGCCCCCACCGCCUCCUCCACCGCCUCCACCCUCACCACCACCACCUGUAUAUUCGCCCCCACCUCCUCCACCUUCACCGCCUCCACCAUCACCCCCACCUCCGCCACCACCUGUUAUGUCACCACCACCACCGCCUCCUCCCCCUCCACCGCCGGUUAUGUCACCACCACCAAUUCCUUAUUGUGUAAGACCACCACCUCCACCACCACCAACUUCGUCUCCACCUCCACCACCCGCUAUGUCCCCACCGCCGCCACAACCUUAUUACUAUAAUUCACCACCACCGCCAUCACCCCCUCAUUCACCACCCCCACCUCACUCACCGCCUCCACCGCCACACUCACCACCUCCCCCACCAAAAUACAUCUAUUCAUCACCUCCACCACCACCAAAAUACAUCUAUUCAUCACCUCCACCACCAGUACACCACUCGCCGCCGCCUCCAACCCAUUCACCUCCACCACCAUUACCACCUCUUUGUAUAGAACCCCCACCGCCACCACCACCUCCUUGCAUUGAAUACUCUCCGCCCCCUCCCUCACCUACCCUCCCACCACCUCCAGUCCACCAUAAUUCACCACCACCACCAGUCCACCAUAAUCCAUCACCACCACCAAUAGUAUACGAAAGCCCUCCACCACCAGCACCUGCAUAUGAAGGCCCACUACCUCCAGUAAUUAGUGUAUCGUAUGCUUCCCCUCCACCACCCCCUUUCUAUUGAUUCUUUAAUAGAAUUUUCCCAUAAUUCUCGUGCUCAAACAAACACACCCUGCAAUUAGAGUCUAUACAAAUUGUUGAAUUUUUCAUCACCGUAUAGUGAUGACAAACAUAAAGAAGUUAUAAGAUUUUUGCGGGUAUUUUUACAUAUAAAUAUAUAUAUAUAUAUAUAUCUUGAUUGAUGAUCAUCCUUGUGACGAACGAGAAGCAGCAGCAUAGGUAAAGAGGUGGAGGUGGAAGAUUCUUUCAUUCCCCCAAUAUUUAUUCGAAAUUGUUAUGGGAUAAAAUUCGAUUUGUGAAAAUAAAAAAUUGUCAGGGAUAAUUUGUAGGUUGCAGACAAGUUUUAUCAUAUGUAUAGAGAUUAUCAUCCAUCAUCA
Molecule: messenger RNA, 3015 nt
Organism: Erigeron canadensis
Lineage: Eukaryota; Viridiplantae; Streptophyta; Magnoliopsida; Asterales; Asteraceae
Product: leucine-rich repeat extensin-like protein 4
Exons: 1
Coding region: 327-2642 (771 amino acids)
Molecular function (GO): protein binding
Source: RefSeq, a predicted model, not a curated record